AGGUCCGCCAGCAACCUGUGGAUGGUUGUGGGUUUCCCCCGGACUCUGCAUGGGUCCCUCUCACAAUAAUGGUGGCCGCCAUCAUAUAAGUGAAAUAUUCUUGAGUAAUUCAAAUAAAUCAAAUAAAUUUAAUGGUUUCAUUGGACUGGACUGCCUGGGAAGAACACUGUAUGGCUGAUUUCCAUCCUGGGUGUAUGGGAAUGUAUCAGACAGACAGGUUUCACUGGAACUUAGGUCAUUAUUUAUACCCUAAAAAUUGUUACGGGGCGUCUGAGUCAUUGCAUCUUUUGCUGGAAGGAGGAAAAUAUCUGGUUGUUGAAAAAGGCAAAGCGUUUGGAAGUGACCAAGCGUCAUAUUCCAAAUCCCAGCGAUUCUGAUGUAGUGCUAGCUCGCCACUGCAGGAGAAGGACACGUGGCGCCGAUGAGACUUAACGUCUUAUCUCGAAACUGAUCAGUUCCAUGGAUCGUUACAAGGGCUUGGAAAUUCUUACUGUGCCCCUCAUCAACACUGAGAAAAUGAGAGACAUUUGGCAACAACAGAGUCGACAUGUUGGUUGUAUCCAGGACCCUGAAGCUAUCCAGUUGUACACCUGCACGGGUACUGUUGCCAAUGAUGUAAACUUUCAGGUUUACCUCCUUGAUGGUGUGUACAGGUGGAAUGAGGACAGAAGACGGGAUGCCUUAACCAGUAAAGGAGGAGCUGAUCCCAUCUCCUAUGAUGGUCCACUGCAGCAAGCAGUCAACAAGUUGUCGUCAGAGGUGCCGGGGAAAACAUUUUGUCCAAAUUUUGUACCACCAAAAAAGUAUAUGGGUAAGAAAGGCAUAAGGAUGUCACAGUUCCAAUGCUGGAUGCUGUGGCAUCUGAGGAACAAGUGCAGACAGGGGAGAUUACUAUGGCCAUCAGGUACGCCUCCUGUGACCUCUGCUUCAGAGUGAUCCAUUGACACAACGGCUGUUUU
Messenger RNA from Liolophura sinensis, 959 nucleotides. RefSeq lists its product as uncharacterized. The record is from RefSeq and is a predicted model, not a curated record. NCBI's taxonomy places the organism in Eukaryota, Metazoa, Mollusca, Polyplacophora, Chitonida, Chitonidae. The coding region runs from base 460 to 936 and encodes 158 amino acids. The transcript is spliced from 3 exons.